AUGGAUGAUAACAGGCUGACCAGAAGAGCUGUAGAUAGUAAAUGCAGAGGACCAAAAGGAAGGCCACAUAUAAGACGGGAGAGUGAUGGCAGCAGAUGCGUACCGAAAUCUGAAUUUAUUUUAAGAAAUAAAGCGGAAACUUAUGGAACCAAAGUAAACUCCCUGAUUGAUGUCUGGAAAUCUUUCUGUACUAUAACAGAGAAACCUUAUGAUAUCCAACAGGUACUGGAAAUUCUAGAUUGGGCUAAACUACAUACACUAGAAAUAGUCCUCACUCCAGUUUGGAAAUCACACGAAGAUGUUUACAAAGAACAGUUAUUGUCUUAUAUUGACCAAUCUGAAAAAAAUCUAUGUAGAAAGAGCGAAGUUCUCGGACAAAGAUGUAGACAAUUGCUAGAUGUAGCCAAAGAUCCUUGGGACGAUCCUGUGUUAAACAGACUGAUGAAGGAAGACAUCACAAUCGGACCAGCCGAAAUUGCGUUUUUCUGCAAAGAGAGUGCAUAUUUAAUAUCUGUGCGCAUAAGUAAAUUGUGCGAAAGUAAUUGCAACGAUUUUGCACUUAGGUUAGUAACAUACUUUAUGGAAUGUCAUAAAAAAGAAAGAUCUGAAAAUUUUACUCUUAAUGCUACGGAAAAUCAGAUAUGGUUUUUGUUUGAUCUUCAGUUGGCCUUAUUGCAUCAAGAAAACGAGAACAAUAGGGUUGUAACAAUGAUAAAAGAAUUGAGUUUUGAAAGCGGUCUGAGGCUAGUGAACAGAUUUACGAAAAAACGAGUAAAAAUCUCAAAGGUUUGGAGAUACAGUAAGACUAUUGCUCAUGUGGCUUGUCAAGUGUUACUUACACGAGCUCUAACAGAAUGUAAUGAGAACGAAACAGAAGAAUUAAAAAACUAUAUCAAAUACUUUCUGGAACAGUUAAUUAUCAGUUCAACGGCUGACGAACUGGAAACAAAUUUUGGUAAAAAUAUAGCCAAAUUGGCGAUCCUGGUUGUAAAGGCACCCUUACUCUAUUGCUUGUCUGAAUUCCUUCAAGGCUUUCAGGUUAAAUUGAAAGAAGUGCCUGCGAAAAAAUUGAAUCCUUGUAUAAUACAAAUGUAUAUAAGAGCACUGACGACCGACAUGAACGAAUUAGAAAAAUACAAAACAGAAAAAAAUGAGGAAAUGACUUCAGCAGCAAGUUCUCGUCUAGCCAAAGGUUACUGUAAAUUAGGUACUUUCCUUACAGUAUAUACCCAAGUGGAGCGAGAAUGUGUUCUCACUGCCUUCAGUUUGGAACCAACAAAGGAACGUUUGACCCAUAUUGAAGAGCUAGCGAGAAAAAGCGGAUACACAGUGUAUAACAUAGAACAUGAUUGGAAAUGUAGGUUACAUCCUCCAAUUUUACCAUGUGAUGAACUUCUCUAUAAAUGUUCAAAAUGUGGUGAGUGGGCGUGCGCUAAGCAAGAACUAACAGAACCUACAGUACGAUUAAAUAUAAGUUUAGAUGAAGCUUUACAAAACUCGAUCUUGGGAAUAUCCGAAGAUUUAAUCGUGGAUUUGGUUGUAUGUUUAUCUCACCCUAGGUAUCAGCUAAUGAGCUGGAAACUUCCGUGGCAGGAGCUACACCGCCUUUGUAUCAUGUACUUGCACGAUCCAGAAGCAACAAAGAAUUUUGUCACAGAACUGAAAUAUCUCGACAUUGAUUAUUCCUUGUUUCGAAAAGAUAUUAAACGUGAACCUGGUUUAUUAGAACAAGAAAUAGAGGAUCGAUGUGAGCAGUAUUUAGAACAAAAUAUUUACCGUGAAAGUGACACUGAAAGUGAUGGUGAAGCAUCAACAUCACAAGUUUCUCAUCCAUUAAGUGUCGGUAGCAGUGGCCCCGAAAAUAAUUAUUUUAAAAACUAUGCCAAAUCUGAUCCUGUCACCCUUCAACAACUUAGAAACUUUAGAGUUAACUGUAAAAAAACACGAGAUAAAGAGCCAUUGAAAAAAACUGACAAAGAUGAACCAGCUGUUUUGCCGGAAGUAGAAGGAUCAGUUGAAAAAAGUUAUCAGCCAAAAAACGCGAUGACCACGUUGUUCAAACUUGGUGGGCAAACGGAGGUCAGGGAAUUCCAAGUAAAUCAAUCUACGGAAACCAAUUCGAUCAAAACACUCGAAUCGGUUCCGAAUUACAAUGUACCCCAGCUGACGGUAGAAAUAGACAAUACAUUGAAUCUAAAACAGUCCACUCAUUUACAAAUAGAGAGCAAACAAGACAAUUUGCCGAGCAAACGAGCAAACGAUUUCGAGAGGAUACUGCGUGUACAUAUUCAGCAAGAAAAUAUUUUUCAAAUCCAAGAGCAAUCUAUGAAGAAACACAUAGUAAACAAUUCGAUCAAAACAUUCCAAUCGGUUCCGAAUCAUCCAGCCCAAGUGAAAACAGAUUUAGACAAUAUGAAUCUAAAACAGUCUACUCAUUCACAAACAGUGAGCAACGCGCAGAGGAAACCUCCACAUCAGAUGCCACUUGUGGACAAAGAACUGUGUAUAAAGAUUCAGCAACAAAAUUUUUCACAAGAGCAAAGUUCACAGUUAAACAGAAAGAGAAACGAGAAAUGUGGUACUCCGAUUGUCUUGAAAAAAAAGGAAACAAAAACUUCAGGACAUAUUCCCACUCCAGAGAAACAAUGCGAGGUAGCGGAAAAAAAUCAGUCAAUAAUGGAAAGCUCACAGUCAAAACGAAAGAAAAGCGAGAUAUCAUCAAUACAUUCCCGUGUUUCUCCAAAGAUAGCGACAAUACCGGUAGCGAAACGACGAACAGCGGUCAACAAUCCAAUUCAGAAAAUAAAUUCUUCGAUGACAGUGCAGAAAGAACAAUUAACUUGUACGAAUCAGGAGCCUUCAACACCACUCCAGAAUGUGGAUCCCCAGAGGGAAGACUCAGCGAAUAUACAACAAGAACGAUCCCCCAUCUCGAAUACAAACCCUUCCCAGAAUCACUAUUCACAGGCCAUGGACACACUCCCACAAAUGCCAACAACAACAGUUCAAUCUUCGGAUAUCAACGAUUCUUAUCAACGGGGACGGAGAAAGCAGUGUCUACAGAACAACUGUACGGACCAAUUAUGGUGUUCAGAACAAACGAAGAACAAAAACCCGACGAACGUUUUAUUGCCCAAAAACUCAUGGAACUCGCCGAGAGCACAAGAUUCUUUCGCCCAACCCACUUCAGACAAGAUACCAAAUGCCAAAACCAACCUAAUAACUCAGGAGACUUGUAAAGAAAAUCUAGAAAAUUCUCCGGAACCAAUGGUGGAUGUGAAAGUUGAACAGAAAAUGGCAGUACCAUCUAUAGAUCGAGAGCUUUCAGAAUGUGUAAUGGAAAGUAUGUAUAUAAUAAUGAGUCGAGUAUCCUCUUUUAAAACAAAGUUAUUUGUUGAAAAAGUUACUAAAGAGCGGACUCGGCAGAUAAUGGCGGACUAUAUCAACGAAAUAGUAGCACAAAAAAUAUUGUUUGAGAAACCUGGUUGGAAACCGACUUCUGCCAAUUGUACCAGAAAAUCACUUCAGUGGAGAUGUGCACAAGAAAUUAUCCAACAAUUGGUUUACAACACUACGAUUGUAAGAGUACAACUUUUUAGAUUCAUAGGUGUAGAUAAAUUUGUGAGAUUAAUGAAACAAGAGAUUGAUAAAUAUCUAAAAAUUCCAAAUAUACAUGAAUGGAUAUUCCCUGUUGAUGAUAAGCCACGAGAGAUUAAGAUUAAUUUGAAUAUUAAACACAAAAGACCAAAUUAUUCUAAAAAAUAUGAUUCGUUAUUUGGUCCAGAUAUUAAAGACUAUUGUCAUCUGAUUUUAACACCUGAAGAGAUCAAUAGUUUAGAUACGACUCCACUACAAAGUGCAAAUAUUUCGACAUCCUUCAAACCUACAGAUACAGAUAGAGAGAAUACAUCUCCUUCAAAUCCUGAAAAGUUGAGUACAGAUACCGAAUGCAUUCCAAGCAGUAGUUCUUUAAGCCCUGUCCAAGGUAAUCAAACAAAGUCUAAGGAUCUGGUUAACAAUAAGUCUGAUGCAAUUGAGGAAACACAAGGACUUGCGAACAAGUCAUAUGUAAAAUCAGUGUUAUCAAAGAUUCCAGGAUUGAACGAUUAUCAAAUGGUACAGCCUUCAGACGUUAACAAAAUAAUUAAUGUUGUUCAAAUUUCUGGCGGACGAUCAGCACAAAGUGUAUCAAUUCCUAACUCUCAAACAAGUACGCAAAUUACUCCUCAUAUACAGCGGAUUGGUCAGCCAAGGAUUAGCGAUCAGAAGUAUGAAUCUACAGUAACAACCAACACGUCUUCAUCUACAACAAAAUCGUCUCCCCUUAUCAACAUUUUGUCACAACAAAUAAUUCGUCCUGCAAACACCCCCAGUAACACUGGUCGUCGGCAACCGCCAGUGAUUAAUAUUCUGUCUCAGCAGAUAAUACGACCCUCCGAUACAGUGACAACCAAAACAGGGAAUAACACAAAUAGUUCAACGAAUGAGGCUAUUGAGGCGAAGAUAGAUGCUGGUAGUGAACCAACAAUUUUGAAUAGUGCAAUAAAGACUACCAACUCACUGGUAAAGAAUCCAAACACUGUAGCUUCUGGGCAAGGGGGUACAAUCCUGCAGUUUAUCUGUAAAUCGUCUUUACCUAAAUUUCAACAAGCGUUUGGCAAAACGGUUUAUCAAAAUAAUACUGAAUCGGCAGAGUCUCCAACAACUGUAGUAGAAUCUUCAAAUACAAAUAACACCGCUGAGACUAAAAAAGCAACUGUUACUACAAAAACUGUCCCUGUAAAUGUACAACCUAUUCAAGGGAGUGUUAUAUACAGUCGACAAGUACCUGUUGGUCAAACUAUCAGUUUAAUACCUCCUGGAACUACAACUCGCCAAGUGUUCAGAAUUGCUACUUCAAGUCAUGAACAGUUAAGUCUAGUUAAAGAUAGCGUUAUACAUACCAAAAUGAGUGCACUAUUGGCAGCCGCUUUGCAAGGAAGACCUAAAAAUGCUGAUGGGGAAAUUCAAGUAAAUUGCGAGGAAAUAAAAAGUGUCACGGGAAGACCAACCCUAGUGCAAGGUGCUAGAAUUGUAAAACCGGUACAACUGCAAUUACCUGCCAAUGUAGUAAAAGCAAAUCCACAACCAAAUUUAAGUUCAACAACGUUAGAACAGUUGAGAGAAUUCGAUAUGGUCUACAAACAGAUCAAGGAAAGAAGUAAUCCUAGUACCUCUGAAACCAGUACAAAUUCCGGAGAAAAUCAAGAAAUUACACCACAGAGAAUAAGUGUUACGUACGUUAAUCAGUUACAGAAAUACACACAAUUAUCCCCUGUUGUUGUAGUGACGACUUACAAUAACUUACAACCCGUUGCAUCGCCUGCUUUAAGUGUAACUUCCCAAGGAAGUUCAAGUCCUUGUGUAACGCCUGCUUCUACUCCUACAAUGCCAAAAAUCAUUACUAAAAGUUCAAAGGGAAAAACGUUAAAAACCUCUCCCACUACUACUACCGCAACAAAGUCUUCACCAAUUCCUAAACCUCAGCAAAAGCCACAAGAAGACGAACAUACUACCCAAAGAAUUUUUGAUAUAUUAGCUGAAUACGCAGAACAGUUGCGAAAUUCUCCUGAUCUAAACAAUAAACCAGCACCAAGAAGAAGAUCUAACCCACCUACAAAUCCUAGCCAGAAUUCUAAACGGAAAAAGAGUUCUGGUGUUAAAAAAUCAGGACAGUCGACCACUACUAUAGACCUCGAUGCCGAUGACUUAACCAUUGGUAGUGAGGACAGUUCAGGAGGAGUAGUCCAGUUGUCGGUAACAGAUGACGAGCAGUCACAAGCCUCAGCAUCUGUUGCAACAGAGUCUACUGAUAAUGCAAGUCCACCUAGUUCUAGACCUGUGAUUAUAGCGGAAAGCGGGCCUUGCAAUAACCAAUCCCGAAACCUCAUAAUUGCCGAUUCUAGUGUUGGAGAAGCUCUCAAAAUGCCAAACACUGCAGUGAUAGUCCCUGGCAGCUAUAUAAUGCCCGUUUCCAUGGUGAAAGGUGGACAACAAAUAGCAGUAGUAUCAGGAAGCAGUAAAAUUUUGGCUACUGUGCCAGCAAGAUCGGGCCAAAACAUGCUUCUAUUUCAAAGUUUUACAAACCAGACAAGAAAAACAGCAAUACCCGCAGUAAAGUAUUCAACGAUCCAACCGAUUUCUGGUAUUACCUCUCAGACUUUAGCUGGUGUAAGCCAGCAACCCAUGAUAUUACCUUCCAACUCAGUUGCUACAGCCGUGUCGUUUGGACAACCCUUAACCUUAAAGAAAAUCGGGGAUGAUCGGGAGGGUAAUGAAUUGCUUCUGACCAUAUCCCAACGAAAGGAAGAUAUUAAGGAAAGAAGUGAAAUUCCCCAACCUGAUAGUAGCACAAGUGUUUCAAGUGAUAGUGUUGAUAUUAAGCUAGAAGACUCUGCGUCUCAGUCAGAUAGUUCUAAUGAAAAAAUAUUUCAUACGUAUCAGAAAACGGUGAUAAAUUCGGUUGAGACUUCAGUUAUAGCAACGACUUCUAGUACAGUCAAGAAUGAAGGAAGCGUUUCAAAUCCUAGUGGGAAUGCCACUCCAGCGACCAGCAUUAAGUCCGAAGCAAGAACCGUAGAACGAAUGCAAUCAGUAUUAGUAACAGCAUGCUCUGCAAAUGGGCCGAUGCUGUCACAUAACACUCCAAGGUAUAGAAAAGUUUCGGAGGCUGCAAGGCCACAUACUUCCGAACUACCUGUUACCAAGGGAGAUUUCCUUCACAAUGGCCAAAAGCCAACUGGUGACCAAAAAAAUAUACGAACGAAUACUACAUACUACGUAAAUAAAACAAAAAAGAUUUUAGUGGAGUCUCAAAAAAUGGACAGUGAAAUGCAAAAGAAAGCGGCAAUGGAGCGAGAGUUGAGACUUCAAAAAUCUCUUUCCGAAGAAUGUGAAGACUUAGGAGUGGACGAGCCAAGUGCUAGUGAUUUGUUUCCAGAGGCUGAUUUGUUAUUUGAUUCCAAUCAUUCUCCUUCGUAUGAUCAGGCUCCUCACGAUGUAGUUAAGCGAGUAGGGGAUGUAAAAGAAGAAGUAAAAGAAUCAUUAAAUUUAUUUAGUGAUGAUGAAACAUCUAGUUCGCUUAGAACAGACUUAUUUGAGUACGUAGAGUACGAUGAGCCUGUGGGAACAUCUUUAGAGUAUCAGGAGAGAGAAUUGAACGGAAAUAUCGCUGAGUCAGGUUCCUCUGGUUGUGAAGACAACACUUUACUACCAAAAUGUGCUGCUAUGUCUGAAGUUACCCUGAACUCACCCAUAUCCCCAGAAAUAUACCAGGAAGUCAACACGCAUAAUAAGUACAAGUUCAAAUAUAGCAAUAGAAAAAAGGGAGAGAGAAUGAAACAGAGUGAGUUUGCAGGAGAAGUUGUUACCAGUUCUGAAGAUACGAUAGUUUGUACUCAAUUGAACAAGGUUCACUGCGUUGAGGAGAGCUGUAAAAUAUUACACAUAGGCAAAACGGAACUUUUGAAAGAAGGUGAGAAAUGUGAACUACAUUGCGACGAAGAUGUAGACUCACCGAGUGGCCGAGGGGCGAGAAGAAGUGUACGAAAACUCUGCUCGUGUUGUAAUGGUUCGCAAGAUGGUACGUUAGCGAAAAAACGGCCGCAUACUUCCAGACCACACACACCGGCAGCACCGCACAAAAAAUCUUUUCUUGCCAAGAAAAGAUAGUGGACUUGUAUAUUU
This is a messenger RNA of Diabrotica virgifera virgifera (western corn rootworm), 7725 nucleotides long. RefSeq lists its product as uncharacterized. The record is from RefSeq and is a predicted model, not a curated record. Lineage: Eukaryota; Metazoa; Arthropoda; Insecta; Coleoptera; Chrysomelidae. The coding region runs from base 1 to 7710 and encodes 2569 amino acids. The transcript is spliced from 10 exons.